Messenger RNA from Drosophila montana, 1366 nucleotides. RefSeq names its product progestin and adipoQ receptor family member 3. The record is from RefSeq and is a predicted model, not a curated record. The transcript is spliced from 6 exons. Gene Ontology annotation, molecular function: signaling receptor activity. Gene Ontology annotation, cellular component: membrane. NCBI's taxonomy places the organism in Eukaryota, Metazoa, Arthropoda, Insecta, Diptera, Drosophilidae. The coding region runs from base 157 to 1227 and encodes 356 amino acids.
CGUUGCUUGGGGCCCAAUCUUUGGCAAGUUGCCCGCCCAGUCGCGCCGCUGCAGUCUUCAGUUGACUUUUAGCUGUCUCGCGAGUGGCUCGUGAGUGUUUCGCCAAGUGAAAUUUCUUGUUCUGUCUGGCCGACUUGAACAGAAACCUGAAACAAGAUGAGUCCACGCCCACACGAGAGCCUUGCGGCAGCUCAAAUUCUGUCGGAUCUGGAGCUGAGCAGCGCAACGACAUCGUGCUACAAUCGGAAAAUAUUAAAGGAUGAUGAUAACUGGCUCGAUGGUCAACUGACUACGGAACUCGCUACGGACGCCGCUCAUCAGUUUCCGGCUAAUGAGGAGCCGAAUGUGCUGGGACAUGGCCCGGACUUUGACGACAAGUUGGCCAAAUUCAAAUGGCUGUGCAACUUUGAUGAUGCGCCAAGUCAUUUGAAGUUCAAUCCGUAUAUAAGACGUGGCUAUCGCACAUUCCUGUCCAACAAGCUGUGCCUGCAGAGUAUUUUCUGGUGGACUAAUGAGACGAUCAAUAUCUGGAGUCAUUUGGCUGGCUGCAUCCUGUUCAUCGGGCUGACAAUCUUUGACCUUCAAUUUCUGCGCCAGCAUGCAGAGGUUACUGAUCAGGUGCUCGUGGUCUGUUUGCUGGUCUGCUUCUGUCUGUGCAUGCUGAUGUCGGCCAUAUAUCAUAUAUUCUCCUGCAAGUCGGAGGAGCACUACGAGCUCUUUCUAUCUGUGGAUUUUCUGGGCAUAUCCCUCUCGCUGGUGGCCAUCUACAUAAGUGGCAUGUACUAUGCCUUCUGGUGCCAUACGUUCCUGCGCACAAUAUACUCUACCAUUGCGCUGGGCAUGUUUGGCCUGGCCAUUGCCGUGCAGAUACCCCAGCUGAAUGUCUCCAUGAACGGCAAGGUGGCUGUGCUCCUGCUGUGGUCCGCAUACGGCAUACUGCCGCUGGGCCACUGGGCGGUGGCCAUGGGCGGGCUGGAGAACGAGCUGGUCGGCCUGAUGGUGCCACGGAUUGUUGUCAUGUAUCUGCUCUGCUUGGUGGCCUUUGUGUUCUAUGCCGCCAAAAUACCCGAGCGUUGGCUCACCGGCAAAGUGGACUUUGUCGGCCACUCGCACAACUGGUGGCAUCUGAUCAUUGUGGCCGCCUUUUACCACUGGCACAACACGGGCCUCGUCUAUGCCGAGUAUCGUCUCAACAAUGGCUGCAGCGCUGGCCCGGUUCUAUCCUGAGUUUCCGCUCUGCGGACUGGUAGUGUCCAUUGUAAAUAGUCUAGAUGCACUAAGUUUUAACUAAUAUUUAGUUGUAGCUGUUGAGAGAUAUAUUGUUAAUUUAUACACUUACUUACACUUACACAUACACACACACACA